AUGUUCAUUAAUCGCUGACUAUUCUCAACCAAUCACAAAGAUAUUGGUACUAUAUAUAUACUAUUUGGCGCCUGAGCUGGAAUAGUAGGUACGGCCCUCAGCCUGUUAAUCCGCAUGGAACUUGGCCAACCAGGAGCUUUAAUUGAAGAUGACCAAAUCUAUAACGUUAUUGUAACUGCCCAUGCUUUCGUAAUAAUUUUCUUUAUAGUUAUACCCAUUAUAAUUGGUGGCUUUGGUAACUGACUAGUACCACUAAUAAUCGGCGCCCCUGAUAUAGCAUUUCCACGAAUAAACAAUAUAAGCUUCUGACUACUUCCACCAUCUUUUCUAUUACUACUAGCAUCUUCCACAGUAGAAGCUGGUGCAGGAACUGGAUGGACAGUAUACCCCCCACUAGCCAGCAAUCUAGCCCAUGCCGGGGCAUCAGUAGACUUAGCAAUUUUCUCCCUACAUCUUGCAGGUAUUUCCUCUAUCCUAGGUGCUAUCAACUUUAUCACUACAAUCAUUAACAUAAAACCACCAGCCUUAUCUCAAUAUCAAAUCCCAUUAUUUGUUUGAUCAGUAAUAAUCACAGCAGUACUACUUCUCCUAUCUCUUCCAAUCUUAGCAGCAGGAAUUACUAUACUAUUGACUGACCGCAACUUAAAUACAACUUUUUUUGACCCAACUGGCGGAGGCGAUCCUAUUUUAUACCAACACCUAUUCUGAUUUUUUGGUCACCCAGAAGUUUACAUCUUAAUCUUACCUGGGUUUGGCAUAAUCUCACACAUUGUAACCUUCUAUUCAGGAAAAAAAGAACCAUUCGGCUAUAUAGGUAUAGUCUGAGCAAUAAUAUCCAUUGGAUUCCUAGGAUUUAUCGUAUGAGCCCAUCACAUAUUUACAGUAGGACUAGAUGUAGAUACCCGAGCCUACUUCACCUCAGCUACUAUAAUCAUUGCUAUUCCCACAGGAAUUAAAGUCUUUAGUUGAUUAGCCACUCUUCAUGGAGGAAAUAUCAAAUGAUCACCCGCAAUGCUAUGAGCCAUUGGAUUCAUCUUCCUUUUUACAAUUGGAGGCCUAACAGGAAUUGUCUUAGCUAACUCAUCAUUAGACAUCGUUUUACACGACACCUAUUAUGUAGUAGCUCAUUUCCACUAUGUAUUAUCUAUAGGCGCUGUAUUUGCCAUUAUAGGCGGGUUUGUUCAUUGAUUCCCUCUAUUCACUGGAUAUACACUCAAUAAUACAUGAACUAAAAUUCACUUCACCGUAAUAUUUAUUGGAGUUAACCUAACAUUCUUUCCUCAACACUUCCUAGGUCUUUCUGGAAUACCACGACGAUACUCAGAUUACCCAGAUGCCUAUACACUAUGAAACAUUUUAUCAUCAAUAGGUUCUAUUAUUUCACUCACAGCUGUAAUAUUAAUAAUCUUUAUUAUUUGAGAAGCAUUUGCAUCUAAACGUGAAGUAUCUACUCUAGAACUAACUACCACAAACAUUGAAUGAUUACACGGCUGUCCACCACCUUAUCAUACAUUUGAACAACCAGCAUUUAUCAAAACUUAA
Molecule: messenger RNA, 1542 nt
Organism: Phascolarctos cinereus (koala)
Lineage: Eukaryota; Metazoa; Chordata; Mammalia; Diprotodontia; Phascolarctidae
Source: the annotation of a RefSeq genome assembly